AUGUGCUGUCUUGAAAAAAAUGUAAUAAUGUGUAAACUGUAGGACUGUUCCCAUUUGCUUGUCUCGUUAAAUAUUUAAAUUGCGAUAUUACCACUGACAGCGGAAAAUGCAAAUUUGAUAAAUGUUUGUUAUUUGUAUUUUUAUAAAUUAUAUUUCGCUUAUAAUGAUUGAUCUUCUAGCGUAAUUUGAUGAUUUUCUCAAUAAAAUGAUGUAAUAUUGUAUAAUAAGUAUAAUUACUUGAUAAGAUACUGAAAACCACAUCUGUGACUCUUAUUGUUGAAAUUUAUUUAUUGCUCGGUGUCAUUAUACUUUUGCAGUUCUGUCAACUAAAAGUAAUCAUAGUUACCACAACACCUUGCCGUAAUCGAAGAGCUAAACGAAAACACCCAAAUUUAUGAAUCACACAUUUUAUCGUCUGCAGGUCUGUUACCUAACCUCUUUCAAAGCCGUCUAUGGGGCGGCAUGCAACUUUAAUCGAGUUGUUAUCAAACAAAAUGAAUUUGUUUGUAAUUAUUUAGAGAUUUUCGAACAAUUUGAAAUUUUUAUAAACGCAAAAAUGCAUUGCUGUAAAGUGAAUUCUCGUUUGCUUGCUCGUUUUGUUCCGUUUAUCAGACGGUCUCAGGGUAGUUUGAGUUCACCUACCGCGAGUGAAAAUAUCGUUGAAACUCUUAUUCCGCCAAAUAACAGUGAACCCGCUGUAGUAGAAGAGAAAACCAAAAAUCCUGAUGUGAAAUAUCCACCUAUACUGGAUUUGUCUCGAGCUGCAAGAAAACGUCGUGAACGGGAAGAAUGGCACAACAAAAUAAAACACCUGGGUACUGUGGAAGAAAAGAUUUUCGAGUUGAACAUGCCAAGAUAUUAUGGAUGGAAAGUGUGUAAAAUCGAAGAAGGUACAAUACCCUAUGAUCCGUUACCUUUUGCUCAGUAUGUCACAAGAACACACAUGGUUAACGAGCCAGGCUUACCUGAUUAUUACGACAGUCUUUUGACUCCUGAAACUCUCGAUGCUUCAGUGCAACAAAUAAAAAGUCAGAUAGAGGAUGCAAUAGUUUUUGAGUAUACAUGCAGGAAGCGAGACUAUCAAUUUAAAGAAGAUGAGCUUGAAGAUAAAUGUUUUAUGGACAAUGUAUUAGCUAAAGAUAUGAGCCUACAAGUGAAUAGAAUAUUAACUACUAAUUUAUCCCAAAAUUAUACUUAUUUAUUGGAAAGUCAAUUGGAUAUUGGGCCACGCAUUGAAGCAUUUUGGGUCUUUGGUGGUUUUGAAGCUCCUAUUGAAACAAUUAGAGGCAGAGCUGGACAAGAUUUUACAAAAGAAUUUAGAGAUGAACCUGUUAAUCAGAAGUUACAGUACUAUGGUACUCCAAUACUACAGUUGAGGCACAAAUUGCCACUAAAAGAAAUAGCUUCUAUUCAGGAAUCAAAAGAUCAGAGUUUGGAGAUUCCUGUAGAAACACUUGAUCCUAGGAAACAGGAAUACUUUUAUGAACAUAAACAUGCAACAAUUAUACCAGGUUUCUGGCCUGGUGAUUUUGGAGAGUUUGGUCUUGUAUCGUACCACAAUAGGGGAUACCUUGCGACAAGACCUGAGCAAUAUAGUGAUGAUGCCGAUGCACUAAAAACUCAAGCAAUUUUUGGCUCUUUCAGCUGGCUGUAUGGACAAGCUUGCUAUCAAGGAUUUUCAACUUUUCAAGAUCCCACUUAUCCUUUGCUCAAUCAAAUGAUUAUAACCAAUGGGCAGUGGUGGUCCUUCUCCACGUAUCAACUUAAUACUACUACAAUGCACAUUGACGCUAUAAAUGAGAACCCACGAAGAAAUAUCUGCUGGAUAACAGAACCACUAAAAUUGUUUGAUUCUAUUGAGGAUGGGAAAGUUCAAGGUCUUAAUGAAGAUGUAUUGAAACAUCUGAUUAAAUUCUAUGUUAAUGCUCCUGAAGUAAAAAAAGGCGUGGAAAUGAAACCGUAUUUGAGUGAAGAAGAAGUCAUUGCUGGUAUUGAAGAACCUGAUAGAAGAAAAUGGCUUGAAGAAAAGUACAAACAUUUAGUAUCUAACCGACCUCGGCACAGAUUGCCACCAGAAAUCUAUCAUUGGCAAAAGAUUUACAUGAUCGACCAUAAAACUAGACCUAUGGAUAAGAAACGCGAUGCAUGGCAGUUCAAUCCUAACAUUUGGAAAAGAAGAAUGGAUGAACAUACACCAGAAUAUGUUCCGAAAUUCAAAAGAUCUUAUCCCAAAUCUAAACCUGAAAAGUGGGCACCGAAUUUCUAUCCCACUAUACGAAAACCAAUUAAAUCAUCAUAGAGUUGCUCUUAUUCAACAAUGAUUGCUUGGUAUUUCUAAGAUGAUGAAAAAUAGAUAAACAUGAUAUUCAACUUUGAAUAAUUCUCCUCAAAAAUCAUAGGAAAUUAACAUAAGCAGAUUUUUGUAGUCACGAAUGAAUGAUAAAGACAUGAGAAGCUUCUCUUACUAAACAAGCAAGUGUUUGAUAUUUUGUAAAUUUAAUCUCAUAAUUCGAAAAUAUAAACAUAAGAAUUUAAUACAAAUGUAUGAGACUUAUAUUUUUCUAAUAACAGGAUAUAAAUUUGCUUUUAUUGACAACUUAUUUAGCAUAUUAUUGCCAAAGAUAAUCUGAUAAUAUUCUUUAAAACGUACUGCAAUAUGAUGAGGAAUUAUCCGAUUUAAUAUGCUUUUAUGUAAAAAUUUCAUUUCCUUUUUUAUUAUAUAUCGAUAUCGAUAUAUAUAUAUAUAUAUAUAUAUAUUUAUAUUUAUAUAUUUAUAUGUAUGUGUUUAUAUAUAUUUAUAAGAAAACAUUUCUGUUUCUUUAUUUUCAUGUUCGAGAAAAUUAGAUUUUCUUCAAUUACGUUUUUUAUUAUACAAAGUGAACCGAACAAUUUCCCGCCGUUUGGCGCAGGUGCGUUGUCAAAUAUACAAGUUGCGUCCAACAUAAGACUUGCACAGAAAGACACUACGGCACAUUCAAGUCUGCUGUAUACACUUGAUCUAGAUGGUAUCAUCAUUGAUAAAGCAAUUAUGUAACAGGUGUGGCGACCAAGUACCGUUUUUCAUUUUCUAUACAUUAUAUUAUUUGAUAAAUAAAUUUUUUACAAUUCGCUUAAAUAAAAGAUGACAAAAGUGAAUGUAUAACAUAUUUACAAUAAGCAAUGUUGACAUGUUUGACUGUCUUUCUCUCUGUCUCGCUCUAAUACAAACACACUUUUAAUUUUUUGUUUCAACUAUCUUUCACUUUCUUUCAUGCACGCUCACUCUUUUAAUUCAUUGACACUCGGCAGUACUACUUGUCAUUCAUUCAUCUAUUCACGCAUAAUCGCAAUGUAAAGAGAGUAAAUUUGUUUGCUCUGGUACAACCAAACCGUGAAGCUAGCUUUCACCAUACUCGUAUGCAGGUAGGUCAUUUUAAGUAUAAAUUAUCGAUCUUCAUUAAAUUUUUGUCAUCGAUGCAAACGUGCAUAUAUUCUUUAUAUAUACAUAUCGCGCAUAUGUGACAUCGUCUUUACACUGAGUCACAAAUACAUAGAUAUAUAAUAUAUGAACAUAAACAUCUUAAUAUUCAUUAAAAAAUCUCGCAUUCGUUAUUCGUCUAUUACAAUAUAACAAACGAGCAUGGUUACUUACUCGCACAACCAAUUGCAUUAUUUUUCAUUUGACGAUAUUUUAUUACAAAUUUGCCCAUUUCUGCAUCUCACACGCACGCG
This is a messenger RNA of Nasonia vitripennis (jewel wasp), 3711 nucleotides long. It is a transcript of the gene mRpS30, whose product is annotated as 28S ribosomal protein S30, mitochondrial. Gene Ontology annotation, biological process: translation. The transcript has 5 exons. The coding region runs from base 395 to 2299 and encodes 634 amino acids. Gene Ontology annotation, cellular component: ribosome; mitochondrial large ribosomal subunit; mitochondrion. The record is from RefSeq and is a predicted model, not a curated record. Gene Ontology annotation, molecular function: structural constituent of ribosome. NCBI's taxonomy places the organism in Eukaryota, Metazoa, Arthropoda, Insecta, Hymenoptera, Pteromalidae.